This is a messenger RNA of Saccostrea echinata, 822 nucleotides long. RefSeq lists its product as uncharacterized. Gene Ontology annotation, cellular component: cytoplasm. Lineage: Eukaryota; Metazoa; Mollusca; Bivalvia; Ostreida; Ostreidae. The transcript has 2 exons. The record is from RefSeq and is a predicted model, not a curated record. Gene Ontology annotation, molecular function: glutathione transferase activity. The coding region runs from base 41 to 724 and encodes 227 amino acids.
CCUUCUGAAGGGUAGACAUUGUUUGUUUGAAAGAUACGCUAUGACGACCAAAUUAAAAUUUUAUUGUGCGUGGUUCUGUCCGUUUGCACAAAGGGUGUGGAUUGCUCUUCAGGAGAAAUGUGUGGCUUUUGAUUACAUAGAAUAUAAUCCCUACAGCGGCAAUACAGAGGAGUUUUUACGCCUAAAUCCUAGAGGACUCGUUCCUGUACUUGGGGUAAAUGGACGAUCCGUUUACGAGUCCGACAUUUGCAUCGAAUUUAUUGACGAAUAUGGGGGUCAAGCCAACAAACUGCUCCCUUCAGAUCCCAUAGAACGCGCCAAGACAAGGAUAUUAUGCAGCUUCAUAUCACGCGAGAUAAUCCCCGCUUUUUAUGGUAUGUUGUUAAAACAAGAUAAAAACACUCAGGAGAAAAUAAAAUCAGAGUUGCUACUAAGCUUGAAAACUCUAAUGGAAUACAAGUCAAAUUCGUCUACAUUUUUUGGCGGUGACAGAUUGGGAAUGGCGGAUAUUAUGUUGGUGCCAUUUGCCGUAAGAUUCCCUGUUCUGAAGCAUCACAGGGGAUUUGAAAUUCCUCAAGGUGGCGAUUACAAGACCUUUCAUAAAUGGAUGACUGCGUGCAAAGAACAGCCGUCUGUUGUCAAGUCUUCAUGCGAUAUUGAUAAAGCCAUUAUGGUGUACCAGUCAUAUGCAGAUGGGUCUGCAAAAGUUAGAAGCAAAAUUUAAAUAUUUAUUGUUCACCUCCUUCAAAUGAUGACCAGUGCACUGAUGGAAUCGUGGGUGAAAUUAAAAUAUAAUCUCUAACAAUUAUAAAAUCUGUUCAU